UGUGUUGUGAAUUGUGAAAUGUGAAUAAUAUUAACAUUUACCGAAUUUACCUAUUGACUUACUACUUACUUACCAAAUUUAGUAUUUGAAGAUUUAAAAAUUAACUACCUACGAUAGGCUUAUAGCCUAGAUCUUAUAUGAGUGGAAAGUAAUAGAGCGAAUUUUUUCCUCUGAUACGUAAAUAAUCAUUUUGAAUGUAAAAAGAGUAAUCAAACCAAAUCAACCAAUACUAAAAUUAUAUCUAAUGGAGUACACAGUGCAAAAUUUGGAAUUCGCAGUGUCUGUCUUCUACAACGGCGAACCAACAGAAAGAGCAAAAGCACACACAUGGCUUACUGCAGCUCAAAGGGUUCCAGAAGCUUGGAAUUUCGUGUGGGAUUUACUUCAUCCUACUAAGGGCACAGAAAUACAAUUCUUUGCAGCAACAACAUUACAUACUAAAAUUUUGAGGUGCUGGUAUGAGCUGCCCCCAGAAAGUUAUGAUGAACUUAAAAACAAAAUACUGCAAGCUAUUAUUACCUUUAUGCAUGGACCUAAAAUUGUUUCAAAUAGAUUAUGCAUUAGUCUGGCAGCUUUCAUUCUACAGCAAGGGACAAUAGAUUUGGUUGGUACACUUACACCUCUUUCAUCUGAGGAUAAGUCUUAUUUGCUAUUAGAGGUUCUGACUGUGAUACCAGAAGAGUACAACAGUAUGACCAUGGGGACGGCACUGAGAGCCAAAAAUCGCUCCGCACUGAAUCAAGCUUGUGCUAUGGUGCUAGAUGACAUGCUCAGGAUACUUAAUACUGUAUACAAUGACUACAGCAGUGACCAGCCACCAAGUGACGCGACAAUAAAUUCAUGGACUUCAGCGGCUACAUGUGUCACCAGUUGGCUCACAUUGGGUAACGAUGAGGAGGCGGACUCUGUGAUAUCGUUCAAUGACCGAGGGCCUCUCUUGAGAGUUUUGCAGACAGCUGUCCAUGUUUUAUAUACAUGUGCGGACCCGGUGUGCGGCACGGCGCUGGAGGCAUGCGAGGCGUGCCUGGGAGCCGUGCGAGCGGCCGCCACGGCGGGCGACGCCCACCGGUACGAGGCGGCCGCCCUGCAGCUGAUCACCGACCUGGUGUCACUGGCCUCGCCCCUGUUCGCCGCUUACAACGUGCCGGACUCUGCCAACGAGGAGCUGAUAUGCGCAAUGAUAACAUGCCUGGUGUCGGUGGCGGAAUGUCAUACGGCAUCGCUGGUUCGCUCCGUGACCCCCGAGGGGCAGUGCGAGGGAGUUAUGAUAUUGCUCCAGCUGCUCCUGGGUGCGCAGGCGGCGCCAGGCCACUACCCCAUCCAGGAGAUGAGGUCCAACCUGCUGUUUGGAAUCUGGUACACACUGCAGGAUGAGGUGAUACAUUUUUCUGAGGGCGGUAAAAAAAUGCACCCAAUGUGGAAGGAACUGUUUUCGCAACUCCUGUCGAGUUUAAUCAUGAAGUCAGAAAUACCGCCGGAUUCUGAGUUGACAAAGGAUGAUGAGGAGCUGUUGCGGUGCUACAGACAGGAUAUUGCUGACACUAUUGUCUAUUGUUACGCCAUCCUCGGGGAAGCGUGCUUUGAGCUAGUGAAGCAGACGUUUGAGUCGAGCGUGGGCGAGCGGCGGCGAGAGGCGUGUCUACACGCGUUCUGUGCACUCGCAGACGUGGCACGCAGAGGGUGCGCGCCGCAAGCCUUGUUGGACUUGCUGCAACAAGCUGUUGAACUGGUGGAUGCCACCACCGACCAACGCACUUUGGACACAGUGCUCGAGUGCAUCGGCACGUAUUCGUCGUGGAUCAGUUCGCUCCGCGUGGCGCAGGCCCGCUCGCUGGGCGAGUGCUGCGUGCGUGCGGCGGGCCGCUCGCUGUGCCGCAGCCCGGCGGCCGCGGCCGUGGCGUUGCGCCGUCUGGCCACCGAGUGCGCCGCGCCCGCUGCCGCAGUAGUCGCCGACAUCGUCAGCGCCGCGCUCAGUGCGGAAGGCAAGCACGACAGCUGGGUGCGGCGACAGCUCCACUCGGCAGCGGGCGGCGCCCUGGCCGCGUGUCCCCCGGAGGUGGCGGCGCCCUAUCUGAGGCAGCUGUCGGAGCAAAUCGUGCGUGAAAUCACCACCCAUACAAAGGAGCGAGGCGAGCAACCUGCUGCGUCGGACACAUGCGUGGGUGGAGGGUGCGGCGCCGCACUGAUAGCCUCGCUGAGAGCUCAGCCCGCCCUCGCAGUGGAGUUGUUUCGUGCGCUCAUGCCCGCGCUCUAUCUACUGGCCAACUCGGGGCUCAUCGAGUCGAUGCUCGUGGUGGUGAAACAGACGGUGAUGUCGCUAAUGGACGACUGCGCGCCGCUCGCUGAUGAUCUCGUGGCCCUCAUCCUGAUCGCCUUAGAGGGGGAGCCCACCGCUACCGCCCUCGACGCGGUCAAACUGACAGUUCUGAUGAUUGGCGAUGAGUGUCCACAAGUGCGGAGGAUCUUCACUCACAGCGUGGUUCUAACAAUUCAAAUCCUGGCGCCGGAACUGGCCAACGCCAUGAAGACAGACUCUCCGCCGCGAUACUCCCGACCAGACCUCAUGGAGGCGCUCUUCGUGAUGCUGCAACUGCUCAGCAAGAAGAAGCCAAUCUACUUUGAUGCAAUUGAGAAUGUGAUACCGGAACUUGUUCAGUUAGCCUGUUGGUGCAUGCACGUGUGGGAGAUCCGUGUGGCGCGUGAGGCGUGUCACUGGCUCGGCUCGUUGGCCAUCAAACGACCGCAGCUGAUAAAACACAUCGCGCCCGACGUGACACACGCCGCCCUGCGCUGUAUCGGCGGCGGCAGUCCGCGCAACCAGAUGGAGCCCCUGGCGGACCUGAUGCUGUCCAUGAACCGCGCGGCCUGGGGCCCGGGCGAGCUGGCGGGCUGGCUGCGAGCCUCGCUGGCUGCCCCCGGGUUCCCCUCGGCCCUCGCCGCGCCCCACCACAAGCAGGACUUCAUCGACGCCGUGCUCAAAGAGAAGAGCAGCAAACGACGAGUAUUGGAGUCGAUUCUAAAGUUCUCGCUGGUGUGCCGCGGCCUCGAGGACACGGAGUACGCGCGGCAGACCAUGGCGUCGCGGCAGCUGAUAGCUUAGGAUGUCCCGUGACAAUAUGAUUUAUAAAAAUAAUUGGCAACCAUCUCGAUUAAACCAUGAAUACAUUUUUAUAAUUGUUCAUGUCAAUCCUCAAAAAAGGUCUCACUUGAUUAUAGGUGAUGGCCAGGAUUUAAUAUGUGGAAUUAUCGGGAGCUAUCAGUUUAUGGCUGAAAAAACUUGAACACAAUGAUCAAUGUCCCGUUGUUGCGUCUCUUGCCGCGGGACGCAGUACGACGCCCUUUGUAAAAUCGUAGCUGUUCCUGUGGGCGCCUCGAUGUGGUACGUUUCACACAGAUUCUGUAUAUACCUAGUCUUGCCAUAAAUACUGAAACAAAAAAUAAAAUCUAUUGCAAAUAACAUUUAUCACUUUUACAGUGUGUUUAAUACAUAAAUAUAAAACAAUUUAAAAUAUAAAAAGCUUAUUCGGAGUGGUCUACAUUGGCUAAAAUACAGUCCUUUAAACGUUGAGGCCAGCUGUUAUCAAUAGAAGCCAAUCGUACGGAUUAUUUUAGGGACUCCAAAUUACCAUGGCGUUAAAAGCAAGCCGUAUUCUCUAAAACUGAUCAUAUAAAUCAUAAUCCAGCGGAUUAAGAUCGAGACUAGACGACGGCCAGUCUUCAGCUCUGAUGAAGUCCGAAUCGUUCGUUUCCAACCAAGUCUGCGAGCUUUAUGACCCGACGCCGUCUUGCUGGAAGGACCAUUCUUUGUUAUUGAACAUGGUGUUAGUAAGGGGCUUCACUAUCUUCUCAAGAAUGGUAUCUUGAUACACUUGUGCCGAUGUUUUGAUACCUUUUUCACAAUAGCUCAGUCACUCCUUCAUAGCUAAUACCCCGCCAAACCAUCACUGAAGUCGGACAGUGCCCACGCUGCACUCUGUCGACUAAUUGGGAAGCUACCUUACAGCAUAAAUACGGUCAUUUUGUUUGUUAAAAUGUUGCUCAAUUAUAAAAAAAUUGUCAUCCAAAAUUUAUCUCCGACCUCCCUUUGCGUACCGCUUCUACGUAAACAACUACUUGUUUCGAUUUUACCACCCUAUUCUUUUUUAAAUUAUCAGUAAGAAAUGGCCAGUACGUUUUAAAAGUUUUCAAAUUCAAUUGUAAUAUUUUGUUUAUUUUUUAUUGUAACUGUAUUUAUGGCCAGACUAUACCAUACUAUAAUAUAUCUGUUAAAUUUGUAUUUUGGCACAUUAGUGACUCGUAGCUAUUACAGUUAGAGAAUUAAGGAACACACUGUAUACCAUAAUUUUAUAAGUUCUGUGAAUGUCUAUGUAUCUUAUAUAAGAUUGGAAAGUGUUCAUUUUCAUACAAAUAUUGAUACUGUUUUUAAAAGUAAUUAACGUAAAUUUUUCAUCUUUAUUUGUGAAUUUCAUAAAGAGUAUGCCAUUGUUUUAUGUCACUGAUGUUAAAUGGCGUGAAUAACGUUUCUAAGGUUUAUCUACAUGUGAUAUGUGUAGAGCAUAAACUUCUUUAGCUGACUAAGCUCUUAAGCUUUCUUAAAAUUACAUACUUAUUGUUUUAAAUACCUACAUAUUACUUGUUAUAUCGACACUUUCUUUGAAUUUAACUAAUUCAAAAACAAACAGUUUCUAAAUCGCCGACAUCAACAGGUGAUUUUUAUACAAUAUUCCAAAAAUAAAUUUAUAAAAUUUAAUAA
This is a messenger RNA of Leptidea sinapis, 4753 nucleotides long. RefSeq names its product importin-13 (gene cdm). The record is from RefSeq and is a predicted model, not a curated record. The transcript is spliced from 17 exons. Gene Ontology annotation, molecular function: small GTPase binding. Gene Ontology annotation, cellular component: nuclear membrane; cytoplasm. Lineage: Eukaryota; Metazoa; Arthropoda; Insecta; Lepidoptera; Pieridae. Gene Ontology annotation, biological process: protein import into nucleus. The coding region runs from base 245 to 3100 and encodes 951 amino acids.